AUGUCCCUUCCUGUUAUCGCACGUCGCCGCAUUGCUACUCCGAUACGCCUCGGAAGACUGCUGUCGUCGGGUGCUCUGCCGAAAGUCGACUAUGUCGCAAAGUAUCCAGCACUGAAGCCGUCGGACCUGCUUCCGGACGGCACGCCGGACUACGUGAAGUUGAUUUUGACGUCCCGGGUGUACGAUGUGAUCAACGAGUCGCCUGUGACGCCUGCGCCGUUGCUCUCGCAAAAGACGAACUCGACGGUGUUCCUCAAGAGGGAGGACCUGUUGCCCGUGUUCUCCUUCAAGUUGCGGGGCGCCUACAACAUGAUCUCAAACCUGUCGCCCGAGCUGAAGGCGAAGGGGGUGAUUGCCUGCUCCGCAGGCAAUCACGCCCAGGGCGUGGCGUACUCGGCCAAGAAGUUAGGGGUCAACGCCACGAUCGUGAUGCCCCUUGGUAGCUCGGCCAUCAAGUUCCAGAGCGUGUCCCGAAUGGGCGCCAAGGUGCUCUUCUACGGCGAGGACUUUGACGCUGCCCGGGCCGAAUGUGAACGCAUAGCCGCUGAGUGUGGCUACACAAACGUCUCCGCAUACGACCACCCGCUUAUCAUCGCCGGACAGGGCUCCGUGGCGUUGGAGCUCCUGCGCCAGGUGAGGUCGAACAAGCUUUCGGCGAUCUUCGUUGCCAUCGGAGGCGGCGGCCUGAUCUCUGGAAUAGCCUCCUACAUCAAGAGGUUGAUCCCACAGGUGAAGGUCAUUGGCGUCGAGACGUACGACGCCGCCUCCAUGUACGAGUCUUUGCAGAAGGGAGAACGGGUCAACCUCGACUCCGUUGGUCUCUUUGCAGACGGAACCGCCAUUAAGCUUGUCGGAGAGGAGACGUUCCGCAUUUGCCAGGAGUACGGUCUCGACGGCAUCAUCCGUGUUUCCACGGACGAGAUCGCCGCCGCCAUCAAAGACGUGUUUGAAGACACCCGCUCCGUUGUCGAGCCCUCUGGGGCGCUGUCGGUGACCGGGAUGAAAAGCUACAUCCAGAGCCACCCGGAGAUUGACCACUCAACAAAGACAUACGUGCCGGUCUUGUCUGGGGCAAACAUGAACUUUGAUCGCUUGAGAUUCGUCUCUGAACGGGCAGUAUUGGGUGAAGGAAAGGAGGUUUUUCUUGCAGUGAAGAUCGCCAACGUCCCAGGGGCCUUCCGGAGGCUCCAGAAGAUUAUACACCCACGAACCGUCACGGAGUGCUCUUACCGGACGGACAACUCAGACCCAACUACCGACGCGGAGUUCUCCGAGGUUUACACCUCCUUUUCCGUUCAGGACCGUGAGAAGGAGCUAAAAGAGGUGAUGGCCGCAAUGAGAGACGAGGGUUUCUUUCCUUACGACCUCACAGACAACGAGAUUGCCAAGUCCCACGGCAGGUAUCUUGUUGGCGGGAAGAGCAAGAUUCCGGAGCGGUUCAUCCACUUCGAGUUCCCUGAGCGUAUGGGAGCAUUGGACAAGUUUCUCGACCUGCUGAAGGCCGAGUGGAACUUGACGCUAUUCCACUACAGGAACCAAGGCGAUGACAUCGGCAAGGUCCUCACCGGCAUCCAGGUCCCAGAGACCGAGGAGAAACGGUUUCAGCAAUUCUUGAGGGACUUGGGCUAUAAGUACUCCGACGAAACCGACAACGUCAUCUUUGACAUUUUCUUGAAGGGCUAG
Pichia membranifaciens NRRL Y-2026 is the source of this 1683-nucleotide messenger RNA. RefSeq lists its product as hypothetical. The transcript has a single exon. NCBI's taxonomy places the organism in Eukaryota, Fungi, Ascomycota, Pichiomycetes, Pichiales, Pichiaceae. Gene Ontology annotation, biological process: L-threonine catabolic process. Gene Ontology annotation, molecular function: threonine deaminase activity; pyridoxal phosphate binding. The record is from RefSeq and is a predicted model, not a curated record. The coding region runs from base 1 to 1683 and encodes 560 amino acids.